UACUGCUAUCCUCUUCUAGCCUAGUACUACUACUACCGACGGCGACUUGGUCCAACCCUGCCCACCCGCCGUCAAUUCCCACCAAAAACUAACCGCCUGCACUUUCAGGGGAGCGGACCCGGCCGACGAGCCACGCCGACGCUAGGGUUUGGUUUCGCCGGCCAUGGACCUGCCUCCGGGCGCCGCUCGCCGCACCACCUACUCCCUCCUUCCCCAGUUCCCCGACGACGCCGCCCCCGCCCCCGCCAACGUCCUGCAGCGCCAGUCCAGCGGCAGCAGCUACGGCGCCGGCAGCUCUAUCUCGACCUCCAGCGACUACCCAUUCCACCUGCAACCCCCCGCCUCGGCCGCGGGGGUCGCGCCGCCUGGAUCGGCAGCGGCGCCGCCCGGGGCUGCUGGCUCUCCCUGCAAGAGCUGGGCGCAGCAGGCCGAGGAGACCUACCAGCUGCAGCUCGCGCUCGCGCUCCGACUCUGCGCCGACGCUGCGUGCGCCGCUGACCCGGGCUUCCUCGACCCAGGCGAUUCAGGAAGCGGGAGGGGCAGCGGUAACGGGAGGGCCUUCCCGCUCGCGCAGCCCGCGCCCUCUGCGGAGUCGCUCUCGCAUCGCUUCUGGGUAAAUGGUUCGCUAUCGUACAACAGCACAAUAUCAGAUGGAUUUUACUUGAUUCAUGGGAUGGACCCCUUCGUAUGGUCACUAUGCACUGAUGUACAGGAAGAGAACCGCAUACCCUCCAUGGAAUCGCUCAAGUCUGUCCGUCCUGAUGAUUCUUCCAUUCAAGCCAUUCUUAUCGAUCGAAGAACUGAUUUUGAAUUAGGUAUGUUGGAGAGUUAUGCUUCCAGCAUUCUUUCCAGUUCUGCUGAUGCCAAAGAUGUGGUAAUCCAACUGGCGAAACUCAUAUCUUCAAGAAUGGGGGGUACAACUUCCAAUGAAGAGAACUUGCUUCAACGAUGGAAAGAGUGCAUUGAGGCCAUCAAGUCAAGUACAGGAUCUGUUGUGCUUCAUCUUGGAAAGCUCCCUAUCGGUCUCUGCAAGCACCGCUCGUUGCUAUUUAAAGUGUUAGCAGAUAAAGUCAGUAUUCCUUGUAGAGUGGUGAAGGGUUGUAAAUAUUGUAAAUCUGAUGAUGCCUCCUCCUGCCUUGUACGCUUUGGGCUUGAAAGGGAAUUCUUGGUUGAUUUAAUUGGGGAUCCAGGCCAACUUACUGAUCCUGAUUCCUUUGUCAAUGGUCCCUACUCACUAUCAGUAUCCUCACCUCUUCAUCCCCCAAAAUUUAGGUCAUUGGAGAUAACUUCAAACUUUGGCUCGGUAGCCAAGCAAUACUUCUCAGAUUGCCAUUCCCUGAAUCUCUUGUUCAGUGAUUCUUCCACAGGUGUUGCUAAUAGCACAGUAGUUUCUCUGGACCAUCCUUAUUCUAGGAAACAUGUUGCUGGGGAUGAUGUUAUGAACAGCUGGGUGCCAGGAAAAGGACAAGCAAUAAUGAAGCCAGAUAUUAUGGUGCCAGAAGCUCCUCGGGAGGUUUUGCCACUUAUUACUUCCUCCAAUGUGAAGCCUGACAAAAAGAAAGAAUUGGUGACUCCGCAGUUGCGGAAUACAGUCAGUGAUCUGUCACUUGCUGCGGAUGAUUUGAUCAUUCCAUGGAAUGAGUUGAUUUUAAAGGAGAAGAUUGGUGCAGGUUCUUUCGGAACAGUUCAUCGUGCUGAUUGGCAUGGAUCUGAUGUUGCAGUCAAAAUACUUAUGGAGCAGGAUUUUCACCCAGAGCGUUUCAGGGAAUUUAUGAGAGAGGUUGCAAUCAUGAAAAGUCUGAGACAUCCAAAUAUUGUCCUAUUCAUGGGUGCUGUUACUGAACCACCAAACCUGUCUAUAGUUACAGAAUACUUGUCUAGGGGCAGUUUGUAUAAACUUUUGCACAGGAGUGGUGCAAAGGAAGUUCUAGAUGAAAGACGCCGAUUAAACAUGGCAUUUGACGUGGCCAAAGGAAUGAAUUACCUGCAUCGACGCAGCCCUCCUAUUGUUCAUCGUGAUCUGAAGUCUCCAAAUCUUCUAGUUGACAAGAAGUAUACUGUCAAAGUAUGUGACUUUGGCCUUUCAAGACUGAAAGCUAACACUUUCCUGUCCUCCAAGUCUUUGGCUGGAACUCCUGAAUGGAUGGCACCUGAAGUGCUUCGAGAUGAACCAUCCAAUGAGAAAUCUGAUGUCUACAGUUUCGGUGUAAUCCUAUGGGAACUAAUGACACUGCAACAACCAUGGUGUAACCUGAAUCCUGCCCAGGUGGUUGCUGCUGUAGGCUUCAAAGGAAGAAGGCUUGAAAUCCCAAAAGAUCUGAAUCCUCUAGUAGCCGCAUUAAUUGAAUCUUGCUGGGCCAAUGAACCAUGGCGAAGACCCUCAUUUGCAAAUAUUAUGGACACUUUGAGACCAUUAAUUAAUAAGGGUCCAGCACAGUUGAUUCGUUCAGAUUCGUAGCCUGUUCUAUACAGGUACGGGAAGAUGUAUUUUACUGAGUGGUCCUGAUAACAUCAAUAUGAGGAGUGUUCUAAUACUGACCUGCUAUAAUUGAAUAAUCCUUCGGAUGGUAUUACUUCAUUCUGAUAAUACAAUUCUCCUCAUAAUCUUUCAAAUGAAGUGUACCUGGCAACUUCUUUCCAUGGCUUAAGGUACAUCACCAGGAACUGUUAGUCCAAGCUCCCCUUGAGAUAUAUGUGGUAUUUCAUUGAUUACUAACUCAGAUUUUUGUUUGGGUUCUUAUACGAAAUAGGAGUUGUCUUGUGAUGGUAUCUCAAUCGUGCCAGAGAAUGCAGCCGAUGCCAGGUUUUGAACAUACUAUGAGAAUCCCCUGGCCAUGCCUUGUAAAUUUUAUGUCUCUCUUAGAUUUCUUUGUACAGUAUGUAACUAUAGGUAACCAUGAAAACCAAAGGUUUAGGCUGACAGUGUUCAGGCCUCAUUUUUUAUACCGCUCCAGAGCGUGCAAAUGCAGUGCCAUAGGUGAUAUCUGUUGUAUAUAUGUCUGUUUCUUCAUCUCUUGUAGUGUAACAUGUCUUGAAAUUUACUUAGGGCUCGUUCGUUUCAGCUGAAUCUUGCCCAGGAUUGAUUCCGGUUGACUAAAGCUUAUUCAAAUUUAUAACAAAUCCAGCCGGAAUAUUUUCAGGGAGUAUGUUUCCCUUCAACUGAACGUGGCCUUAGUGAUGGGGCAUGUACUUCUGUCGAUAUGUACCAUAGGUUGCUGCUGAAGACAUUGCACCAAACGAACAUGAAGCUUUUUCGGUCUCCAUGCAUGCAUAUGCGGGUUCACAUGGAUUGCCAGAUAUUUUGUUCCUGCAGCAGAUAUGUUUGACCUCAUGGGAUAUUUUCUGUUUCAUGGAGUGGUUGUGCAUAUUACUUUCAUCAGUGUAUGCAAGUACUCACAUUGCUUCCACCAUGCUUGCUUGAGCUUAUCUGCCGAAUUUGUUAGCCA
Molecule: messenger RNA, 3446 nt
Organism: Sorghum bicolor (sorghum)
Lineage: Eukaryota; Viridiplantae; Streptophyta; Magnoliopsida; Poales; Poaceae
Product: serine/threonine-protein kinase CTR1
Exons: 17
Coding region: 164-2458 (764 amino acids)
Biological process (GO): protein phosphorylation
Molecular function (GO): protein kinase activity; ATP binding
Source: RefSeq, a predicted model, not a curated record